Messenger RNA from Entrophospora candida, 564 nucleotides. The record is from the annotation of a GenBank genome assembly. NCBI's taxonomy places the organism in Eukaryota, Fungi, Glomeromycota, Glomeromycetes, Entrophosporales, Entrophosporaceae.
AAUUAUGUGAAUAUAAAAUUGCUAAUCCAACUAAAACAAAUGAACAAAUUGGUAAAUCAACAGUAGGGGAUGUUCUUAGAGAAAAAGUUAGAUGGCUUGCAAUUAAUGCAGAUUCAGAAACCAUUAAAAAAAGAGAAUGUAAAGGUGAAUGGUCACAAUUAGAAAAUGCAUUGACAAUUUGGAUUUAUCAUGCAAAUAGAGCAAAUCGUACAAUAAAUGGUGCUAUUAUUUGUCAAAAGGCAAUAGAUUAUGCUAGAAAACUUGAUAUUAAUGGAUUUUCAGCAUCACAAGAAAUUGUCCAAUCACUUGUUGAUCAAAUGAAUGUUGAUGAUGACAUCACCAUCAAUGCAAGUGAUUACAUUGACAUUGAUGAUAAUUUAGAAAUGAGUGAAAUGCUUAAUGAUGAUGAAAUUAUUGCAGCAGUCCAAGAAGCUCCUGAAAAUGAAGAAGAGGAAGAUGACAUAACUCCAAUAUCCAGCAAAAUCACUUUAGAGUGCAUUCAAAGUUUGCAUGAUUACUUGCAACAAAAUGAUGACAUAAAAGUAGCCAGUUCAUUUGUUUCGG